GACAGACCUCCGGGGGUCUUUGGGUGCCGUUCGCCAGCGCUCACCCAUGCAGGCGGUUCCGGGCAGGGCCGUUCGCCACCAUCUUAGCGGCGGCAGCGGUGCCACCGCCUGUCACCGAAGCCUGGUGGGGGGAGAACAGGGAAACGCCGGGGCACGCAGAACCGGGGCGGGCAGAGGCAGGGCUCCGCCAGCUCCUCCAUUCCCACCCCGGCCGCUGCCGCCCCUCCGCCGAGGAGGGCUUCCUGUCCCCCGCCUUCCCCUGGCCGCCCGCCCGCUCCCUCCCUCCCGCCGGGGCCGAGCCGAGAGCCGAGGGGAGGGGGCUGCGGGCGCUUCCUGCCGCCGCCCCCGCCGGGGCAGAGCGGAGCGGGGCGGGGAGGGGAGCACGGCCCGGCCCGGCCCAGCCGAGCGGCGCUUUCCGGCCCGAGCCAAACUUACCGGCGGGCUGCCAAAAAGAUACUGGAAAUUUUAUUAUUUACAUUUUUCUAAUUUAUUUAUUUUAAUCUUUUUUUUCGGCACUUUCGGCGGGGACCCCGGGGCGGAGCCGCCCUCACCGAUUCUGCUGCGGUCGGGAGGGGCCGAUACCGGUACCCGCAGCGCUGCCGGUCCCCGGGAAUGGGCUCCGGCGGGGUGCCCGCCGCUUAGCCCGGCUCGGUACAGCCCGGCCCGGCCCGGCCCGCCGGGAGCAGCGGGGCCGCGCCGCACAGCAUGGCCGCAGAGCUCAGCGCCGAGGAGGAGCAGGCGACCAAGCAGUUCCUGGAGGAGAUCAACAAGUGGACAGGCCAGUACAAUGUGUCCCCGCUCUCCUGGAACGUGGCUGUCAAGUUCCUCAUGGCCCGCAAGUUCGACGUCCUGCGGGCCAUCGAGCUCUUCCACUCCUACCGGGAGACACGGCUGAAGGAGGGCAUCGUGAAGCUGAAGCCGCACGAGGAGCCGCUGCGCUCGGAGCUGCUCAGCGGCAAGUUCACCAUUCUGAGCGUGCGGGACCCUUCGGGAGCCUCCAUCGCCCUCUUCACAGCCAAGCUGCACCAUCCUAGCAAGAGUGUGCAGCAUGUGGUGCUCCAGGCGCUCUUCUACCUGCUGGACCGAGCAGUGGAGAGCUUCGAAACGCAGAGGAAUGGGCUGGUGUUCAUCUAUGACAUGGCAGGCUCACAGUACACCAACUUUGAGCUGGACCUCAGCAAGAAGAUCCUUAACCUGCUGAAGGGUGCCUUCCCAGCUCGGCUGAAGAAGGUUUUCAUCGUGGGAGCUCCCAUGUGGUUUCGCGUGCCCUACUCCAUCAUCAGCCUGCUGCUGAAGGAGAAGCUGCGGGAGCGGGUGCAGAUGGUGAAGAUGUCAGAGCUGAAGGAGCACCUGCCCCGGGAAUGCCUCCCUGAGUACCUUGGGGGGUCCCUCAAACUCGACCCUCUGAGCUGGAACUGCCGGUUCCUGCCCCAGCAGAACGGGCACCCCGACCCUCUGGACGAGCUCAUCCUGGUGCCACUGGUGGCCCCCAAAGAUAACGGCUCCGUCCACGUCCCCGGGCCCAAGUCUGUCACCCUCCAGGAGCUGCUGGACCAUGUCAGCCACAAGCAGAAACGGGGCAUCUACGAAGAGUACGAAGAGAUUCGGCGCAGGAGCCCAGCCGGCACCUUUGUCUGCUCUUUGGCACCCUACAACCAGGAGAAGAACCGGUACGGGGAUGUGCCCUGCCUGGACCAAACCCGUGUCAAGCUGGCAAAGCCGUACAGCCGGCCCGAGCUGACUGACUACAUCAAUGCAAGCUUCAUGGAUGGCUACAAGCAGAGGAAUGCUUACAUUGGCACUCAGGGGCCUCUGGAAAAUACCUACGGUGACUUCUGGCGCAUGGUGUGGGAGCAAAAUGUCCUGGUGAUCGUGAUGACGACCCGGCUGGAGGAGGGAGGCAGGAGAAAGUGUGGCCAGUACUGGCCUCUGGAGAAGGAUUUCCAGGUGCGCUAUGGGGCCCUGACCAUCACCAACUUAGGUGUGGAGAACCUCAACCAUUACAAGAAAACCAUCCUGGAGAUCCACAGCUCAGAGACCAGGGAGCGUCGCCUGGUGUCCCAUUUCCAGUACCUGAGCUGGCCGGACUAUGGCGUCCCCUCCUCCGCCGCCACCCUCAUCGACUUUCUGGGGGCUGUGAAGCAGCAGCAGAGGGUGGCAGUCAGUGCCCUGGGACCUCGCUUCAAAGGUCACCCCGGAGGACCCCCAAUCGUGGUGCACUGCAGCGCCGGCAUUGGCAGGACAGGUACCUUCUGCGCGCUGGACAUCUGCCUGUCGCAGCUGCAGGACGUGGGCACGCUGAACAUCUACCAGACGGUGCUGCGCAUGCGGAGCCAGCGCGCCUUCAGCAUCCAGACCCCCGAGCAGUACCACUUCUGCUACGCCGCCAUCCUCGAGCACGCCCAGCGCCAGGGCCUCCUGCUUGCCAACCACGGCACCCACUGGCCUGCCCAGGACAAGAGCUCGCCGGGACACUGAGAGCCGCCGCCUCCCCACGGGACCCUCCUCCCCAUCCUCUCCGGGGCUGCCUCUGCAUCCCCCGAGGUUCAACGGGGCCCGGUGCCGGGGCGGGGGGAGACGGCUGCCCGCCCGCACCCGCUGGCAGCGCUGUGGAACUGUGCCUUAUCCAAGCCCAGUGCGGGAGGACAGCGUGGGGAGAGGCUCCCACUCCUCCCCGCCGUGCUUCUGCUCGGGGAGGUGGUUUUUCUUGUCUUUGAGUUGGUUUUGUUUUGGUUGAUGUUUUGGUUGAUGUUUUGGUUUUUUAUGAUUUUUUUAAUUAUUUUUUUUUUUCUGUUGGGACCAGCUAAAA
This is a messenger RNA of Dryobates pubescens (Downy woodpecker), 2809 nucleotides long. It is a transcript of the gene PTPN9, whose product is annotated as protein tyrosine phosphatase non-receptor type 9. The transcript has 13 exons. Gene Ontology annotation, biological process: protein dephosphorylation. Gene Ontology annotation, molecular function: protein tyrosine phosphatase activity. NCBI's taxonomy places the organism in Eukaryota, Metazoa, Chordata, Aves, Piciformes, Picidae. The record is from RefSeq and is a predicted model, not a curated record. Bases 706 to 2478 code for a protein of 590 amino acids.